CAAGGUUGUCGACUCGAACUCGAGACCAAAUCCCCGUUCCUAUUAUGACUAGACAGGGGCUUAAGAGUGAAUCGGAGUAUUAUAUAUGAGACGCGUGUUCCUUCUUUCACGCGGAAAGAAACUGAGGAAACGCCGGAGCUAGAAACAUCUCGGAAGAAAGUUUUCUCUGUUCCCGUCUGCAAAUCUCGCCCGUAAAAAUGACAACUUCAAUUCGCCUUGCACAUAGGAAGGUGCAGAAGUUUGAGAAGAACAUUACAAAGAGAGGGGCGGUGCCUGAAAUGACAACAAAGAAAGGAAAUGACUACCCGGUUGGGCCAUUAGUACUAGGGCUCUUUGUCUUUGUUGUCAUCGGAUCUUCUUUAUUUCAGAUAAUCCGGACUGCGACUAGUGGUGGAAUGGCGUGAACUUCUAUUGAAGAGCAGCUCUGGCUACAGGAUACGUUCUCAAUGGAAAUUCAUCAUUGGCUGUCGGGGUCAGAGUGAUUUUUCCAUUGUUAAGGUAGGAAAUAUUGUUUUAACAAAUUUGUAUUAGUGGAUCUUUGGUUCUUCUGAGCCAAAUAUUAUAUAAAUAAGAUCAUCUUUGGUUUUGAUA
Macadamia integrifolia is the source of this 591-nucleotide messenger RNA. RefSeq names its product stress-associated endoplasmic reticulum protein 2-like. Bases 198 to 404 code for a protein of 68 amino acids. Gene Ontology annotation, cellular component: endoplasmic reticulum. The transcript is spliced from 3 exons. The record is from RefSeq and is a predicted model, not a curated record. Lineage: Eukaryota; Viridiplantae; Streptophyta; Magnoliopsida; Proteales; Proteaceae. Gene Ontology annotation, biological process: endoplasmic reticulum unfolded protein response.